Molecule: messenger RNA, 3381 nt
Organism: Ooceraea biroi (clonal raider ant)
Lineage: Eukaryota; Metazoa; Arthropoda; Insecta; Hymenoptera; Formicidae
Product: protein SMG8
Biological process (GO): nuclear-transcribed mRNA catabolic process, nonsense-mediated decay
Source: RefSeq, a predicted model, not a curated record
ACUACACGGUGUUUUCAUCACAAUUAUGUUCUCUUCACGUCUAUCACAAUAUGUAACCUUUCUCAAUGGAGAUACAACGCAACGCUGCUUCGUAGAAUUGCACUUAGUGUGUUGAUAAGUUGCAUGUUUGCACUAAAUACACUUCCAACGCCAUUUUUAUUCCGCGUAUUUUACCACGGAUUGCGGUACUUUAUCAAUCUAGUGACUUUAGUGUUGACAGCUGAUGGGAACACGUGGGGAUGAAACAUAAAUAUUGCGUGGAUGAUUGAAAAGAAAUAAUAAAGAACACUGAAAGUAACCGUUAUUAUUUAGUAAGAAAGUUAGUAGAAAAUAAGGAAUAAAAAGAGGAACAAUUUAAAUUAUCAGAAUUGUUUCAAAUAACUUGCUUGAAAGAAUUUACAUGCAUUGUAUCAUCAUUGAAUGGUCAUUGAAUAAUCAUGCAUUGAACGAUAUCAUAAAUCUUAAAAAUUCAUGAAUAAACGAGCUCACAAUGCAGCCUUCUAAGUUUACAUUACCGUGCGAUGCGGAGAGUUUCACACAACUUGACGAGAAAGUGGUGAUUGUCUCAGUAUUUGGCAAGUCCCAGCUCUGCACCAAAGGAUGCAAGACGGAUAUGCUCAGCUCUAUACUCCAGCUAAACCUCCUGGACGAGGCAGAGAUUGAUGAAGAUUCAUGGUGUGACAUCGAGGGAUAUUACAACGCCAAGGAGAAGACAGUUUACUUGCACCUAAGAGGAUUUCUAGACAGCCACACACUCCUAGCUGAGUACGACAAGUUUACGGAGAAGCAAGAGUGUAAGGAUUUCCUCAGCGUAUGGGCGCAUAUGAGGGACAAAUAUGCGAGAGCGCUCCUAGUCCUGUUCCACAUAUCUCACGUGAUUGUACUUACUCAUCCGACUCACACCUUCGAUUACAGCUACGUACAUUUAUUUCGUGCCAUGGACAUAGUCAGACAGAAGAUCUCUCCGCAACUCUCUGAUGUGUUAAGCUCCAUUCACAGCCUACCAAAGGACUGGAUUGCGAACGUCAGACCGUGCUCACCACGAGUACUGUUUUACUUCGAGUCUUGCCCACCAAUCUUUCAGGAUCCAGACGGCAGCGCUAAUAUCAAAAAGCUGGAACACUCCCUCGAGGACCAGAUCUACCAGAUGCUGAGGAAAAAUAGGAUAGUCACCAAUAUCAGCUCGAACUCCCUGUUUGCGAUCCCAGCUAACCAGGAAUUCGUGUACGUGCACACCGGAAGCACAGAAUCGAAGGAUAUGCUGGGUUACAUGGCGAGAAAGUUGAUACAGAGCUGUAAAGUCAGUUCUGGUGGCAUAACGUCGAGAAGUCUUGCCAGCUCAGACUCGAAUGACGUUUUGACGGACGCUGACACUGAAAAUGAGACCCGCUCGUUCAGACUAUUUCUGCAGCAGCACAUAGACUUGGCUUUUGUAAAAGGAUUUGACGAUAAUGUCAGCAGGCAUUCCACGCCCGCUUAUUUCGAGAUACCUACGCUGAAUAUAUUUUGUCAAGUAGCGAACAAAGUAUUCGACUACUUUAUCCACAAUACCGACAAGGAGCUGCAACAACUUCAUAAUCUGCUGGACACCGAUGUGAAAUUCAGUAAGAGCCGUUGCAGCAAGGUGCUGCCAAGGGCUUUGCAAGCGUAUCAGGAGAACUUGCCGCAGCAUUAUACGAGAGCGUAUCACGAGUCGAAGCUAGCGCACGCGAUGGCAGUCUUCGAGAUGCACGCCCGUGGUCCGCUGUUCGAGGAGUUCAGCGAGAAAUUACAGGCGGAAUGCGACAAGCACUGGCGAGCAGGCAGGCAAAUGUGUGAAGUGUUGUCGCUCACUGGUCACCCUUGCACGAAUCCCAUUCACCGAGGUGGCAGCGAAGGUGCGGGCGGGGGCGAGCAAACCGAACCUAGAGACGAUGAUAGUGAGCUGCCUGUCAGAGAACACUGCAGUGGAGUUAGAUACGUGUGCGCUUGCAAUUGCGGUCGAGCCCAAGGCUCACGAGAGGACCCCUUCAAGCUGAGGCAGGCGAACUACGAAUUCUUUCAGCAGUUAACGAAGCAAUGCGGUUGCGGGCAAUUAGAGAGCAUACAGUUCCCCGUAUUUCAACCGAGCACGCAUAACUACAGAGCGGCGCAAUUAUUUUCAGCGACGAAACGCCAAGAUUCCUUCAGUCGCAACGAAUCUUCCACGCCUCAGGGCGACACGCAAGCUUGCAGUUUGGGAGCCGACACUUUGAACGAUUAUGGUAGUGGCAGCCAGUCUCCGGCGACGAGCGAUCCGAUCGAGGAGGACGUCCCGAGAUUGAGCAACAAGACGAGUCUUACGCCGAGCGAUUCGCAUAAAGUCGUCAUAGAAGUCACCGACAGCGACGCGGAGAACACCAGAGAUAAGUCGCUGGUGAGACAGCCAUCAACAACGGAAUAUCUUCCGGGAAUGUUGCAUAACGAGUCGCCGGCUGGACUCUUGCCGCAGUUUUCUAGUUGGUCGCUGGUGUGCCUCGGCCCGAGUAGUUUGUACUCGCAUAACAUAGGGCUGCAGCAUCAGGUCGGGAUGUUACCUACUUCUGCGUUUCUCUUACCGUGGGAUGUAACUGUCAGAUUGGAGCACCAGAAGGAACGGAGUUCAUUGUGGCCGGCAGUAGGCGAUCACGGUGCUCACGGAGGCUACGGUAGCGGCCAGCGGGGCAAGAGCUACCAGAACAUGAACUCGAUUCGCGGUCGCAAGUCGAAGGGCGGCAAGGAGUUCGUGGUAAAGAUAUUCGUCGGCGUGGAGUACGAGUGCCCGCGGGGGCACAGAUUCAUGGCAUCCGCGCCAGAUAAGGUGCUGAAGGCGACUGGAAAUGGGAUUGUGAAAGAUAGCGGGAAUAAGGUGACGUCGAGCACGGUCGACAUGCCGCUUUACUUCGCUUGUCCAUGCCGUCAAACUAAGCAAUUGAUUGCUCAGUUGGUGAGAAUCCACGUGGUGACGCCAAAAGCGCCUGUUCAUGUCACAUUAAAUCCUCGGGUUCAGCCUGGUCCCUCACCUUGCCCGACAUUCGUCACCGGUUGCGAGGAACCGAUCAAACUCUCGCAAAGCGCAUAUUGGGUCUUGAGACUGCCUUAUGUAUACAUGGGCGAGAAAGGACCGUAUUUACCACCGAAGGAACCAGUACCUUCGUCUCAUGGUCGUCUGCUAGCCGGGAUGUAUGGCAUCAGCGAAGUUGUGCCAGAGAAGAAAUGAAUUGUAAUUAAUUUUACCAAUAAUUCUGAUGCGCUGCGGACUACGCCAAGUACAUUAUUAUUAAUUAAUUUAAGGAUAGUAAAACAUAGAAGCCUAUAUAUAUUGGGUCAUUAAGUAUGAAACUUUACAAAUAGAACAUAAACUUUUGCAUUUUUUGGCGCAUG